This is a messenger RNA of Penicillium oxalicum, 822 nucleotides long. RefSeq lists its product as uncharacterized. The transcript has a single exon. The coding region runs from base 1 to 822 and encodes 273 amino acids. The record is from RefSeq and is a predicted model, not a curated record. Lineage: Eukaryota; Fungi; Ascomycota; Eurotiomycetes; Eurotiales; Aspergillaceae.
AUGUGCGAGGUUUCGAGAACCUGGACGCAGAACGCUUGUAAGUUCUUGGCAAUCUUAUGGUGGGCCAGGGGGGCCGAUGUGGACGAUUUGGACGGGCCCGGUUCCGUCAUCUCAGUGGUAGGCGGUGGCUUUUCGAAGGUCGCGGCGAUCUGUUGGUUUUUCUGGUUCAUCUGCAAUCUCGGUUCUGGAAUGGAGGUUCCCACGUUUUCUUCGCCACCUUGGCUGAAUUCUUUGGGUGAUGCACCACCUAGCCACGGGCUGAGCCGAACUUGGGCCCAUGGAACCAAUGUUUAUUUGGGUCGACUUCAUCUCAAGAGUUGGGGGGUUAGAGACAAUAGCACCACAGGGCUCCCACUUUGGUUGUGGGCACUCGAUCUCGAUGAGUCGGUCGGAGUUGUUGUAGAUGCAAUGGUGCCCAUUCCGUGGCCUGAUCAUGUGCGAUCAUCUUCCGUCUCAUUCAAGGCUUGUUCUUCACCCAGGGAUGGCGAUGAAGCAUCAUCAUACGGAGCGGUCAAGCAGGGGCAUUCCAUGAAGAAAACGCACCUCCACGACCCGUUGUGUCCAGUCUCCAUGCUCCUACGGGUGGAGACGUGGAGGUUGUGCUGCGUUGCGUCGACUGGACGAGGGAUACGUCCAUGCAACAUGACGUUGGGCGUGAUCAGCGGCUACGAGAGACUCCCGCAAGGAGAGCCACAAAAGAGAAUCCAGCCCAGCGACUUCUGGCGAGGGCGACUUGACUGGGCCACGCUCAGCACCGUCUGCAUUCUGGCCGCCGCUCUGCACAGUACACCGAGUGGUCCGUCACUUUGGUCAGUAAAGUAG